AUCGCCGCAACGCGCCGCUCCCGGAACGCCAUCAACGAGCCUGCACCUCUGCGGGCGGUGACGGAGGUCGAGGUUCGGGGACACCUCAAGACGUACGAGAAGGAGGCGAUCGAGAAAUUGAUGACCCAUUUGCGCUUGCAGGGUGGCCGCCAGCUCCGGAAGGGUGGCGACGCUGAUACUGGGCUGGGCACGUGGACGUGGUUGGCUGGGCAAGACCCGGGCGCUCCCCCAGGGCGUUCACGAUUGUUUCUGGCAGGGGAGGACGAGGUGGCGCGCGCGCGGGCUUCCCUGCACAACGAGACGGUCAAGAUCGGGAGCGACGCGUUCACCGCGCAGGUUUUCAACGACUUCCUCGACUCCAGGGCGGCGCAG
Messenger RNA from Prorocentrum cordatum, 372 nucleotides. Lineage: Eukaryota; Dinophyceae; Prorocentrales; Prorocentraceae. The record is from the annotation of a GenBank genome assembly.